Conger conger (European conger) is the source of this 4734-nucleotide messenger RNA. It is a transcript of the gene pdgfra, whose product is annotated as platelet-derived growth factor receptor, alpha polypeptide. The record is from RefSeq and is a predicted model, not a curated record. Gene Ontology annotation, biological process: protein phosphorylation; multicellular organism development; platelet-derived growth factor receptor signaling pathway. Gene Ontology annotation, molecular function: ATP binding; platelet-derived growth factor binding; platelet-derived growth factor alpha-receptor activity. Lineage: Eukaryota; Metazoa; Chordata; Actinopteri; Anguilliformes; Congridae. The transcript is spliced from 29 exons. Gene Ontology annotation, cellular component: signaling receptor complex. Bases 265 to 4644 code for a protein of 1459 amino acids.
GCGCUUGACGCGCAUUACGGAGCGCAGCCGUGGACACGGACAGACCUGGCGUAUGGUUUAACUCAGCUCCGGGCUCGGCGGAUUACAGCUGCAAGAACCCGGGGAUACUUUUUUUCAGGGGAGAGACACAUGACAUAUACUUUUAAAAAUCUUUCUGUGUUUUUUUAUUUAUUAAGAAAAAACGCCUAAGGAAUUCAAAGGUGUUGCAUUCGCAAACUGGCAAGAUAUCCACAGUCACAGCCAGCAGGGUAAGUUGACGCCAUCAUGGACGCUUUGAGGACAUACCUGGCUGUUCAGAUUGUCCUGAUCGGGAUGCUUUCAGGUUUCCAAACGGUAGUUUCCAUUCCUCCAACUAUCGUUACGAACCAGGAUGAGUUUGUGCUGCCGCUGCGCUCUCAGUUUAAUAUCAGCUGCACCGGGAAGAGAGCCGUGGCGUGGUCCGGGCCGCGGCCACACAGGGUCCUCAGCGAGCCGGGCUUUUACACGGCGACGCUCUUCAUCCAGAACGCGACUGCGGAAAACACCGGGUACUUCACCUGCAAUUACACCACACCCGGAGGCCACGCGUGGGAAGAGGAAUCUGAUAUAUACAUAUUUGUUCCAGAUCCUCAGGUGCCCUUCAUACCCGAGGCCCCUCGUGACAGCCACGUGUUGAGUGACGAGACCGGCACCGUCAUCCCGUGUCGCGUGACAGACCCGGCGUCGCACGUGGUCCUGCGGAACGCUGGCUCUGGGGCCGAGGUGCCCGGCCUGUACGACAGCAAGCUGGGCUUCAUCGGGGACUUCCCCCCCGGAGCAUACGUGUGCGAGACCAGCGCCAGCGGUGUGAGAACAUACAGCAUCACCUACACCGUGGGACAGAGCCCAGAGAGCGCUGACCUCCUCGUGGAGCUGCGGGCCAGUCGUGUGUCCCUCAGGGUGGGCGAGCCCUUCCACCUCACGUGUGCCGCGCCGGCCGGAUCCUCGUACCACCAGCAGUGGCUGCACCCCGGCACACAGGUGGAGCUGCUGCAGCAGCAGACUCAGGAGCAGGUGGUGUACGUGCUGCGGGUGGAGAGAGCCUCCCUGCAGGACGCGGGAGAGUACCAGUGCUCUGUCACCAACACACUGACCGCCCAGAGCCACAGCCAGACAGCCACCAUCACCAUCCACCCGGAGAGACCCACGCUCACUCUGGAGCACAGACUGGCGGGCGUGGAGUUUGCGGAGCUGCAGGAGGAGAAGGAGCUGAGCGUGUUCAUCGAUGCGUAUCCUGCACCGCGAGUGCUCUGGCUGAGGGAUGGCGUUGUCAUCGACAACAGCGACCCGAUGGUGUUCAGCAAGACGAGGCACAUCGGGGGGAUAAGGUACCAGAGCACUCUGACUCUCUCUCGCCCCACGGAGGACGACAGCGGCAACUACAGCCUCAUGGCCUCCAGCGACAGCAGCCCCUCCGCCCAAACCUCCUUCCUCCUCCGAGUCAAGACCCCCAGCCAGCCGCUCCAGCCCCUGGCCCUGUUUCCCCCUGCGAUCGAGCCCCAGGGGGAGGAGACUGUGGUGCCACUGCACUCCCCCUUCAGGCUGCGCUGCCGGGGGGAGGCGGAGCUGGCCUGGGACACGCCCACCCUGCUGGGCCCGGACUGGGAGGGGCCGGGGGAGGACAACAGCGGCCUGUUCAUCAGCUCCGUUACCGUGGAGAAUGCCACAGCCGCACACUCCGGCUUCUACACCUGCUACUACACCUACGCCAACAACACUGACCAUGAGCUGGAGGCCAGCUCCAUCUACGUCUAUGUGCCAGACCCCGAUGUGCCAUUCGUCCCUUCGAUGGUUCCCUUCGGCAACCACGUUCUGACCAAUCACGAGGAGAUGGAGAUCCCGUGCCGCGUGACAGACCCCAGCACCAACGUCACCCUGAUGAACGUCGACACGCAGAAGGCCGUGCCCAGCCAGUACGACAGCAAACGCGGUGCCGUCGGCUUCUUCACCUCAGGAACCUACGUCUGCCACGCGCUCGUCAACGGCCACGAGCACCUGAGCGAGGAUUACAUCGUCCACGGCUGGACAGGAGGUUCUGGGCUGCAGGUGGACCUCCAGGCCCCCAGGGCUGCGUUGUUAGUAGGGGAGAGUCUGGUGGUGACAUGUGUGGCCCGGGGCAGUGAGAUGCUGGAGGACAACUGGAAGUACCCAGGAAAGAGGGCGCAGCGGGGGGUGAAGACGGUGCGGGAGAAUAAGAAGGAGCAGGAGAUCCGCUACAUGCUCACCAUCCCACAGGCGUCUGUCAAGGACAGCGGCCUCUACGCCUGCUCCAUCACCGACAUCCUGAGCAACGACAGCCAGACCCGCGAGCUGAGCAUCACUGUGUACGACCGGCCGUUCGUGUCUCUGGACCCCCUCUUCAGGCAGGCCCAGUUCGCCGAGCUCGACGAGGUGAAGGAGUUUGCCGUCACCGUCAGUUCCUUCCCCGCCCCCAAAGUCACCUGGCUGAAGGACGGGGCGGUGCUUAAUGACAUCAGCGCUGAGAUCACCAACAGCCUCCAGCCAAUCACGGAAACCAGGUUCCGGAGUGUUCUCAGGCUGAUCCGAGCCAAAGAGGAGGACAGUGGCAACUACACCAUCCGAGUCGAAAACGGGAACCAAUCACAGACUUUCAACUUCACACUGCAAGUAAAAAUUCCCGUGGCCAUUGUGGAUCUGAUGGAUCUUCAUCAUGGCUCAGCGUCAGGGCAGUCAGUGGUCUGUAUAUCCAGAGGCCUGCCCAUCCCGGAGGUAGAGUGGUUCACCUGCAGCAACAUCAAGCAGUGUGCUAACGACUCCUCCCAGUGGACCCCCCUCCCUGUAAACUCCAGCGAGGUUACCGUGGAGACGCACAUCAAUGAGGACAACAACCUGGAGAGCCAGGUGAUCUUCGCCAAGCUGGACAGCACCCUGUCGGUGCGCUGUCUGGCCCGGAACGAGCUGUCUGCCGUCAGCAGGGAGGUCAAACUGGUGUCCAAUGCCCUGCAGUCGGAGUUGACCGUGGCGGCCGCAGUUCUGGUUCUGCUUGUCAUCGUCAUCAUCUCCCUCAUCAUCCUCGUCAUUAUCUGGAAGCAGAAGCCGCGUUAUGAGAUCCGUUGGCGGGUUAUUGAGUCCAUCAGUCCGGAUGGUCAUGAGUACAUCUAUGUGGACCCCAUGCAGCUUCCCUAUGACUCACGCUGGGAGUUCCCCAGAGACGGCCUCGUUCUGGGGCGUGUGCUGGGCUCUGGCGCAUUUGGGAAGGUGGUGGAGGGGACGGCCUAUGGCCUGACCCGCUCCCAGCCUGUCAUGAAGGUCGCUGUCAAGAUGCUAAAGCCAACAGCUCGCUCCAGCGAGAAGCAGGCCCUCAUGUCUGAGCUGAAGAUCAUGACUCACCUGGGACCCCACCUGAACAUUGUCAACCUACUGGGCGCCUGCACAAAAUCAGGGCCCAUCUACAUCAUCACAGAGUACUGUCUCCAUGGCGACCUGGUCAACUACCUGCACAAGAACAGGGAGACCUUCCUGAGCCGACACCCGGAGAAAGCCAAGAAGGACCUGGACAUCUUCGGCCUGGACCCAGCAGAUCAGAGCAGUCGCAGCUAUGUGAUCCUGUCCUUUGAGAGUAAGGCUGACUACAUGGACAUGAAGCCUGCUGACGCCACACAGUAUGUGCCCAUGCUGGAGAUGAGUGACUCCCCCGUGAACUACGACCGCCCCCCCUCCCACAAGGACAAGGCUCUGAGCGAGGGAGAGGGGCGGGGCCUGCUGGAUGAUGUCACAGAGGGUCUGAGCACCAUGGACCUGCUCAGUUUCACCUUCCAGGUGGCCCGCGGGAUGGACUUCCUGGCCUCCAAAAACUGUGUGCACAGGGAUUUAGCAGCCCGGAAUGUGCUCCUGUCACACGGGAAAAUUGUCAAAAUCUGCGACUUUGGCCUCGCACGGGACAUUAUGCACGACAACAACUACGUCUCCAAAGGCAGUACCUUCCUGCCAGUGAAGUGGAUGGCUCCUGAGAGUAUCUUUGAUAACCUGUACACCACCCUGAGUGACGUGUGGUCCUACGGGAUCCUGCUGUGGGAGAUCUUCUCUCUGGGUGGAACUCCCUACCCUGGCAUGGUUGUCGACUCCAGCUUCUAUAAUAAGAUAAAAAGCGGCUACAGAAUGUCCAAGCCAGAGCAUGCAACCAGCGAUGUGUACGAGGUGAUGAUGCGUUGCUGGAACAGCGAGCCAGAGAAGAGACCUUCUUUCCACAGCCUGAGCGAGACCGUGGCCACUCUCCUCCCCUCAGAGUACAAAAAGAGCUAUGAGCGUGUGAACCAGGACUUCCUGAAGAGUGACCACCCUGCGGUGACGCGUGUGUGCGUGGAGGGCGAUGCGUAUGUGGGCAUGGCCUAUAAGAACCAGGGCAAGGCCAAGCUGCGGGAGAGUGGGCUGGAGGAGCAGCGUCUGAGCUCGGACAGCGGAUACAUCAUCCCCCUGCCUGACCUGGAGCCCCUCUCCGACCACCCCCACAGCAAGAGGAACCGCCACAGCUCCCAGACGUCGGAGGAGAGUGCGAUAGAGACGGGGUCCAGCAGCUCCACUCUGCUGCGGCGGGAGGCGGAGACUCUGGAGGACAUCCAGGACCUGGAGCUGGAGGAGGAGCUGGAGGAGGAUAGCUUCCUGUAGAGAGAGAGGCCCCGCCCCCUGCAUCAGGCCCCGCCCCCUGCCCCCAGCCUUAGACCCUGUCUUCUGCUCAAGGCCCCGCCCCAUGACUGA